AUGGCGGAAUCACAGAAAGAAACUUCAUCUGGCCAGCCGAAGAAGAAAAAUUCAUUACUAGAUUUGGAUUUUGGGAACGAUGACUUUCUUAGUUCCUGGAAGACAGUGUCUGUGGCAGGAGAUGGGACAGAUUUGGACUUUGGCUCUAUUUCAAAAGGAAAGAAAAAUGCAUUCAACUUUGACAAAAUGGACAUGGACUUUAACCUCGAUGAUGAUUUAGGUAAAAUUCCAUCUUUCAACUUGGACAUCCCGGGUAUUGAUAUCUCUUCCCCUGUUAAAAAAGAUGGUAAAUCUAAGGAAAGAUCCAAGGAAUCAACUUCCGGGAGUACUCGAGAGAAAGCUGAUGGCUUUGAUUUUACAUUUGAUUUUAAUGACUUGGAUGAUUUCAAUUUCAAAGCCAUUUCAAAGAAGGAAGGUGCAAUAGCGAAAGAGGGUGAAGCCAAGGAAGAUUCUUCGAACCAAUUGUUUGCCCAGAAGCCCAGAGACUGCCUAGGGGAAAAUGUUGACACGCAUCUACAUGAAUCAAGUAAUCUGGAAGUAUCUGGAACUGUGAUAAGUUCGGAUGUUGAUAUGCAAGGGGGCGCCGGUGGCAGUCCUGAAUUGUCAAAUCCAAAUUCACUUUAUAACCCAGUCGAAAAUGAUGAGAGCCAUCUGGAUUCUGAAGUUGCAACAAAUGAAGGACCAUCAGAUAAAGCAAUGACUGACAAGACGGGAUCAGACAACAGUCAAGAACUAGAUUACCAACUAGAGAAAUCAAUGUCUCCAGAAUCUCUUCCACAGGAAGUCCCUGUUGCUAAUGAAAGUAUAGCAGACAAAUCAGUUCACUCCGUACUUAGAAAUGAAUUUAGUCGAGAUACCGUUCCUGCACUCUUGGAGGAAGUUAGUAUGGGAGAUACAAAAGCAUGCACUCUGGAAAGUGCUAAGACACUCAUGGCUGAUUCAAGCUCUAACUCUGAAAUUCCUGCUUGGAGUGGUUCUGUCCACACUACUGCUAUCACAGAGGAAAAGGAAACAGGGUCUCAGGGUCAUACUGAGAAUGAUGCUUUAGUGGACAUUAAAGAGGGAGAAGAGCCUGUUCAGAGUGGAAUAAAGGACAGAGAAAUCUUGUCUGAUAAUGGAUCGCCAAAAUUGGUUCCUCAAAAGCAAGGAAAUGUGAAGAAUCAAGACCUAUUGGAGCAUUCAAGUACUUUGAACAGAACUGCAACUAAUUUUCUGAUGCCAAACAAAGAAAGAGAAGCUGUAACAAGGUCAAAGUAUUUUAAUCAACCAGAUAAAACUGAAUCUCGAAUUCUGAAUGCAUCGAAUCGGACAACAGGUUCAUCUAUCAAUGCCAAUGUAACUGGCAUUAUACAGAAGUCUCCUCCAGAUGGAAGCAAGAAAGGCAAUGCUGUUGAGUUUAAAAGAGAUAACAAGGUAGAUGGUGUUUGCUCGUUGAGUUCUGCCUCUGUGAUUGUAAAGGAACAUUCUCAGACACAAAGUUUGAGAAGCGGAAGUGAGUAUAAGAAAAGCAGCUCUCACAUUAACACUUUAGGUUUGACUGGGAUGAAAAUUAAUUCCGGCUCAAAGAAUUGUGCAAAUCCUUCCAGUCUGGCCAUGACCUCGGAAACUUCAGAGAACAGGAAAACAAGUGUUGGUGCUGGUGAUAAAGUAUCUUCUGUCAAAGCUAUUAAGCAUAUACCAACUCUUUCUAGCCUCACAACUUUAAGAACAUCUGGAGUGAACCUCGGCUCAUUGAAGUCUCAGCCUCAUAAUGAUACUAUGCUUUCAAGAUAUGUACAGCAGCACAUGAAUGUAGCUGGGAGCACACCAUCCAGGACUGUUGAAGUCGCGGAACCCAAAAAGCAGACACCACCUGCUCCCUCUCUCAAGCGAAAAAUGAAUGAGGCUUGUAGCUCAGAUCUGGUUUUAAAGCCAUUAAAACGUUUCACUGGGUCACCAAUAACCAGAGUAUCAGCAGAAAAUUCAGGCAAGAUGGUCGAUAGUAAGGCAUGUGAUAAAGAAAACAUCCCAGAUAAAAUGGGCAAGAAUGCUUGUGAAAAUCAAAACAAUUCCAAUCUUGCUUCACCAAAUCAGGUCUUCAUGAACGAACUGGAAGUUUCUUCUUCUCUUGAUUAUGACAGCAACAUUGAAAUGGCAGAUGCUUGUAGUAAAGGACUUGAAGAUAUCUGCAACCUUCUUAGCAAGAAACAUGAAGAGGCAAAGGAAUUAUUAGUUCGAGCUGUUGUAAACAACAACCGGCUUCUUAUGCUCAACCAUCCCAUCUAUGAAGAAAAGAUAUCCUUUACACAUCAAUCGCUUUUUCUCACAGACUUACAAGCUGACACUUAUACAAAUACAUUGUAUCUUUUCAUGGGAAACCAGGGGAUAAAAGCAUGGGAGAGCUAUUUGCCCAUUAAGUCCAGCUAUAGUACUCAUCUUAUUCCAGGAAGCAGGUGUGCCACCGCAAAGGCAUUGGAGUUUGGAGGAAUGCUUUUGACUUUCUGUAGUCAUGAUAUGGUGCUUCGCCUGAAGAAGAUUUGUCAGAAGCCAUGA
Messenger RNA from Oldenlandia corymbosa var. corymbosa, 2532 nucleotides. Lineage: Eukaryota; Viridiplantae; Streptophyta; Magnoliopsida; Gentianales; Rubiaceae. The record is from the annotation of a GenBank genome assembly.